GAUUCCAGGUUACCAGAACAUCUCACGGACCUUUCAGUUCGCUCCAACUACAUUAAUACUCUUCAUUAUCUACCUGGAAGUGCACGACAUUUCAGGAACCUGCACCGGCUCGAUCUCUCUAAGAAUCGAUUGGAUUACAUUGUUGGCAGUGGAUCAGUGAACGUGCUCCCGCCUUCGCUGAAACAAGCCGAUUUGUCAUAUAACAUGAUUACGUUCAUUCAAGAAGGCGCUCUAGGACACAUGAAAGAUUUAGCCCUUCUGGACCUUAAAGGAAACCUUCUGACCGAAUUGAAAGAAAGCUCCUUGAGCGGUCCACAAAAUCAACUACGUUUAUAUCUCGAAGGCAACCCAUUCCAGUGUCACUGCGGACUGCGUUGGUUGAUUCACGUCAGGGAAAAGACAGCACCAGUCGUACUCGAUCUGCCCACGCUUACAUGUACUGCUUUGUUGGACGAGAGCCAAGUGCUCAAUUUGACAGUGGCUGAUCGAAUGAACCAACUUAUGUGUAGAUAUGAGACACUUUGCCCGUUGUCAUGCAACUGUUGCGGGGGUCAGUCAUGCCCAUGUCGAAGUACAUGUCCACCUCAGUGUCAAUGCUAUCGAUCUGUCUACAUCGAGCUUCGGAACUCGCAGAACGUACUGGUCUGUGAUAAUUUACGUCUGGAUCACUUUGACAGUAUUCCUGAGUCCGCUACGGAGCUACGUCUCGACUCGGCCACUUGGAAAGCGUGGGACAUAGAGAAGUUCAAGGUCUAG
Messenger RNA from Cooperia oncophora, 756 nucleotides. NCBI's taxonomy places the organism in Eukaryota, Metazoa, Nematoda, Chromadorea, Rhabditida, Trichostrongylidae. The record is from the annotation of a GenBank genome assembly.